UUAGAUAUCAAAAUUCAUUAUAAAUCAGAUCAGUUCUACUUUGGAUUUUGUGAUAUUAAGAAAUUAAAUAUUUUAAAAGUUUUUUAGAAAGACCUGCUGAUAAUUAAUUAGAUAAAAAUAAUUUAAAAAAGUUAAUUGUUGAUGGCAUCCUAAAAAUAUUAAUAAAGAAAAAAUAAUAAGAGGUAAUAGCUAAAUCUUGAAGUGUUUGAAUGCAAGCUUCUGUAAAAAAUAGAUUUAGAUAAGGAUAACAGCAUAGAUAACUCAAAUCAAGAUAAUUCAGAAUAAGCUUUAAAUAUAGGAUCAGCAUGGAGUGGUAUUAACAUAAGAAGCGACUAAAAACCCAUAUACUUUUAUGGAACGGAGCAUGGUUUUGCUGUGAGAUUAAGCAUACAGGAAACAUAAAGUGCUAGAAAAGAAUGUGAAAACUAAAAUAAUGUUUUUAAGAUAUUUGAUCAUGAAAUUGAAAAUAAAAAUAGGAGUGAAAAUGAAAAUUAAGUUGGCAAAGGUGAUGAAAAAAGUAGAAAUUUAAAUAUUUAAAUCCUAAAGCUUUAUGAUAGCAACUAUCCAUGCUUGUAAAUAGGAUAACUUAACAAUAAUAAUAUAGCAGUUAGUACUAGGUAAUAAGGAUUUUAUUAGCUGCACAUAAUUAAUCAAAACUUAGAAAGAAUAUUCCUUGUAGAAAACCCCUUUUCUGCAAUGUAGUUUGCAAAAUCUAAAAAUAAUACAAUUAUCUUCAAAGAAAAAAGUAGCUAGAGUUCGUUCCUUCGAUUUGGGAAAAUAGAAAAUAAUAAAUUUAAAUAUUAUGAUAGACAAAUACAUCUAGUUGAUUAAGUCACUUGUUUAUAUGUCUAUAAUGAUUUUUUAUUUAUUGGUUUAUACAAUAAGUAGCUAUCUGUGUACAGCAUUAAAAAUAGGAGAAUUAUAAAGAAUAUUGACACUUAAACAUAGUUCAAUAUAAAAAGGAUUAUUUAUAUCCCUAAAUAUAAAACGAUAGCUGUUGUUUCUACUUCAGAUGAACUGUCUUUCAUUGACUACAUAACUGGAAAAGUCACUUAGUUAUAUAAAAUCUCCAACAUUUUUAAAUAAGAGGAACUAGAUUGUUCAAGCAGAGUUUAAAUAUUUCUCUUCAAUUUUGUUAACCCUGAAGUUGUGUUAAUCGGCGGAUCAUUUCCCUAUUUGCUUUUCUUCGAAUGGCAGUCUGGAAAAGUUAUAAAAAAAUAUACAGACUAAUCUUAAUUUGUUGGCUCAUUCAUUCACAAUAAUCUUCUUUAUUUGACUCAUGAAAAAAAAAGCGAUAUUACAAUCUUGUAUUGA
This is a messenger RNA of Tetrahymena thermophila SB210, 1314 nucleotides long. RefSeq lists its product as hypothetical. The transcript has a single exon. NCBI's taxonomy places the organism in Eukaryota, Ciliophora, Oligohymenophorea, Hymenostomatida, Tetrahymenidae. Gene Ontology annotation, molecular function: protein binding. The record is from RefSeq and is a predicted model, not a curated record.